UCAAUUUAACUACUUCCACUUUUUUUCCUUUAUAAAUAAUCCAUUUUCCCAUUUCUUCUCUUCAUUCUAUUCAACAAAAAAAACAACACAAUCAAUAAGGACAAUUUUUCUUAUAGAUUCAAUGGAUACAAGUUUGGGAGACAAUAGUUUUUCCAUUGACCUUAACACAAACCUCUCUUUGCACAACACCAAUACAAGUCCGCGCGAGACGUUGGAUGAAGAAUUGAUUAGGAUGAGAGAGGAGAACAAGAAGUUAGUAACAAUGCUCACAAAUUUGUGUGAGAACUACAAUUCCUUGCAAACUCACCUAAUUGAGUUGCUGCAAAAAUACUCUACUCAUAAUGAAGAGGACAAUUCCAAUUUAUUAUUACCAAGGAAAAGAAAAGCUGAAGAAGAGUGUUGUGUGAAUAAUUUUGAAGAAGCAUCACCAAAGAGGCCAAGAGAAAUCACAACCAAUGUUUCAACUGUUUGUGUCAAAACUAAUCGAUCCGAUCAAACCUCAGUGGUGAAGGAUGGAUAUAACUGGAGAAAAUAUGGUCAAAAAGUUACAAGAGAUAACCCUUAUCCUAGAGCAUAUUAUAAGUGUUCAUUUGCACCAACAUGCCCAGUCAAGAAGAAGGUACAAAGAAGCAUUGAAGAUCCAUCAAUUUUAGUAGCUGUAUAUGAAGGAGAACACAACCAUCCUCAUCCAUCCCAAACUGAAAUAACAGUACCAUUAGUCAACCAAGAUGUUACAACAGAUCCAACAUUUUCUAACAAAUUCAUGGAAGAUAUUGACACAAAUUCAUUACAACAACAUUUAGUUCAACAAAUGGCUUCUUCCUUAACGAGUAGCCCUACUUUCACAGCUGCAGUUGCUGCAGCCAUCUCUGGAAAAAUUUUCGAAUAUGAUUUGCCUUUCAAAUAAAGAAAAUUUACAGUUACUCAAAUGGUUUCUCUUUCUUUAUUGAGAUCAAAAUGAGCUUGUUUGGACAUA
Molecule: messenger RNA, 976 nt
Organism: Solanum tuberosum (potato)
Lineage: Eukaryota; Viridiplantae; Streptophyta; Magnoliopsida; Solanales; Solanaceae
Product: probable WRKY transcription factor 40
Exons: 4
Coding region: 122-907 (261 amino acids)
Biological process (GO): regulation of DNA-templated transcription
Molecular function (GO): sequence-specific DNA binding; DNA-binding transcription factor activity
Source: RefSeq, a predicted model, not a curated record